This is a messenger RNA of Bufo bufo (common toad), 2464 nucleotides long. RefSeq names its product solute carrier family 48 member 1 (gene SLC48A1). The coding region runs from base 74 to 511 and encodes 145 amino acids. Gene Ontology annotation, molecular function: heme transmembrane transporter activity; heme binding. The record is from RefSeq and is a predicted model, not a curated record. NCBI's taxonomy places the organism in Eukaryota, Metazoa, Chordata, Amphibia, Anura, Bufonidae. Gene Ontology annotation, cellular component: plasma membrane; lysosomal membrane. The transcript is spliced from 3 exons. Gene Ontology annotation, biological process: heme transport.
AGAGAGUGAUCUUGUUUGCGUCCCCCUGGUCUGGACUGAGGUUUGUGGUAGUGGAGUGAUCUCCUGGCUUUCCAUGGCGGUCACCAAGCAGCUCUGGAUCCGGAUCGUUUACGCCACAGUGGGCACCAUAAUUGGUUUGUCGGCUUUCCUGGCCUGGAAUGUGGCUUUUGGGCAGCCCUGGACUGCGGCCAUGGGUGGCCUGUCAGGCGUUUUGGCCCUGUGGGCCCUCAUCACACACAUCAUGUAUGUCCAGGACUUCUGGAGAACAUGGCUGAAGGGACUGCGCUUCUUCCUCUCUAUUGGGAUUUUCUUCUUUAUCCUGGCUGCCAUAGCUUUCAUCACAUUCCUUGCUUUAGCCAUAACCAAUCAUCAAUCUAUCGUUGAUCCAAAGAGUUUCUACUUGUCCUGUGUAUGGAGUUUCAUGUCCAUGAAGUGGUCCUUCCUGCUGGGCCUCUACGCCUACCGUUACAGAAAAGAGUUUGCUGACAUCAGUAUCCUCAGUGACUUCUGACCCUCAUUCCGAGUGACUGAAAGUGGAUUUUUUAAAUUCUUUGGAUAUAUAACAAGCCCGUCUUUUGCUCAGCUGUUCCACAAUGGCUUCUGAAGGAAACUGCUCUAAGGAGUUGAAGGAUCCUUGGGGAAGAACAUUGCAUUCACACUCUUGUUUCCGCACCUGCUUCCUCCAUAACUAGUAUUAUAAUUUUUUUUCUUAUUUCGUAACCUAUUCUGGUUAUGGAAUUUGCAGUGAUUUUACGGGGAGUAGCUGAGCGCUGCUUCUCUCAGACAGAGCUAAUCGGCACAGUCACUUUAUCGCGGCUCUGCGCAAAUGGAAAUGGAUUGGUUAGGUCUGGCGAUUCCGCAAAGCGGCACAUGUCUUCAUGAAGAUGUCUAGUGAAUUACAUCACAAGGAUUUUACUUUCUUUUUAACACAUGCUAACAAUGUCCGUGUCCUUGUGCAACUUAAAAUAAUGGAUAUUUUUGGAGUUUGUCCUCCAAAGUUAGAAAUAAACAGUUUUUAGGACGCUGGAUGGUAAACUACAGCCCCGGCCCUGAUGUCCUUAUUCAGCAGCUCAGUGUAUGACCCUCAUAACCUGCACUAUGUGUGACCCGUCUGUGCAUUUGGAGAGGAUCUUUGGAAUCUGUUCUGAAAACUGAAUCUUAAGAUAAAACUGAACUUCUUAAAGGGGUUUCCUUUUAGGGUCUUCAUUGCUUACAUGGGGCCAUUUACCCGCACGCCAUGUACUUGGUAGUGACGGUGCAGCGUAUUGAAGCUUUGUUCCAUUCUCUUAAAUCGGGGGAAGCUGCAAUAUCCUGCCCCUCCGCUCCUAAGCUGACUGCCUUGUGUAGACGGUGAAGAGCCCUUAGGGCUCCCAGGUCCUUUCAAAGAGCUUAUUUGCAGAUGUGCUGAGACUUGGAUUCCCUCUGAUCUGAUAUUGAUGGCCUAUCUUGAGGAGAAUUUCCUUACCAAGGUUUAAGUAGUACUGAAUACUUAUUUCCACCUUUUCAUCUCUCUUCCCAGUCCCAGUGGUCGGACCCCCAGUGAUCAGUCAGUUAUCCCCUAUCCUGUGGAUAGGAGAUGAAUUCUGUCAUAGAGAGGAUCUCAUUAGUGAAGUUUGCAGUCUCGCACCCCUUCAGAUUUCCAGAACUGGAAAACACUAUAGAACGAGAUCUUUUUUUUGGGAGAUUUACUGAAAUUGCUAUUUAGCUUCUGGCACAACAUAUUAAGCAGAGUCUUCCAUAUCGGUAGCGGGAGGCUGCACGCUGUCACAUUCUAGGAACAGCUGUAUGAAAGUUUUUAAAAAUGGGUUGAUGGCACAAUUUCCCUCUGCUUUGAACCCCUGCGAUCAUCCGUAAUCUGUGGGGAAACAUUGUCUACUUUCCAUGACUUGCUUAUUGAUGACCUAUCCUUAGGAUGGCUCCUCAAUAUACACCUGGAGGGGGUCUGACUAUCACCUGUUUUUACUAGGUUGUGAGACCAUAACUACGCAGCUCUGUACACCAUGUAGUGGUUGUGCCUGGUUACUGCAGCGCUGCUCCUGUUCAAGUGAUAACAGCGCAGCCGGCGCUGACUGUUUCAGUAGGUCCCAUUGCGGUCCGAGUUAGGGAACCAGCAUGGCUUGCUGUGCUACUUUUAUUUCCUUGGCUCCCAUGCACCAGUCUGCUCCGCUGUUUUUCCGGCCACGUCAGGAUUUAGUCUCAUCCUGCCUUAGGGCUCACACAUACAACUGUUGCUGUUUUUGCGGUCUGCCAAAAACUGAUAUCGGCCGUGUGCGUUCUACAUUUUGCAGCACAGAAUGUCCUGUCAUCUAUAGAACAGUCCUAUCCCUGUCCGUAAAACAAAUAUUGGACAUGUUUUUUUGAAGGGCAGCUGAGUGGACAUACGGAUGCGGACAUUACAUGGUGUGCUGUCCACUUCUUUUUCAGCCCCAUUGAAAUAAAAGGUCCUCAUCCGACCCGCAAAAAA